UGCAAUAUCGAAUAUCAAUAUUCUUUGUCAUCGAUAUUGUCGAUUUCAAGUUGAUAUCGAUAAGUUACCCAUCUCUAGUUUGAGUAAUUAGGUGUUCCCUGGAUUUUGGUUCCUGGCUUGAUGCAAACAUUUGAGUAUCGUUAAUAAUAAUAGCCAUAUGUAUUCUGACGAUCGAAUCUAGCUACUAUGGACAUCGGUCACGGAGAAAUGUUCGAAGCUGCUGCCAGUCUGCAAUCUAUCAACCAGGAUAUGGUAAAAAGUAUAAGCUAUCUCCGCGGGGAACGCAAAAAGCUGGCGGAUAAAAUUGCUGCCCAGGAGGAAGAACAUCAAGCAGUGGAAAAUGAUAUCACUCAGCUUCGUCAGAAACUAGACCAGUUAGCCCAGGAAUUAGAAAAGAACCGCCAACAGUUGCAAACGCAAGAUUCUAAACUGAUGGAAGCAGAAAUAGGGUAUGGUAAAGUCGUAGACACAAUGCGUAUGUUACUAAUGUCCGUUAAGAACGAUAGAAAAUUUAAUCAGUAAUAUUGAAGGAUUCAUGUGUUUUCAUAUGCAGGGUAGUUAAAUUUGCCAAACAAUUUUCCCGUUUAGGAGCUAGCGUUUGAGUCCUGUUUCACCGGUAACAUGUUCGCAGUUUUCAUAACAUAUUUGCACUCACAUGUCAUUAUUUUUUCCAAUCUGUUUUCCCCGUUAAAUAUUGAUCAAGUUUAAAACUACCUUAAGAUGGCUCUACUUCUUAAAAUGCCGUUUUCGUUUGAUGUUAAAUCUAACCUAGUUUCCACCCUAACUGCUGACAAACCGUUAGUUUGAAGCUAGUUUCGAACAUAGACAAUGACAAUGUAAGAAUUAAAAUAUAGUGGUUUAUUGCACAGUUAACACCAAAUCAAACUGCAAAGUAUAAGAGUGUGCUGAAGCAAAAGCGUGAUCAUAAGUGUAACUGCGCAGAUCUGAUAUUAAUGUUUACAUAAAUAUCUUUAUUAAUCUUAUAUUUAUGUGGUAUAUGAUCAGCUUUGCAUCAGCUAUUCCCAACCAAAAAUCGUGGGAUCACGAUCCAGUUUCAUGGAAAACUAAUUGUUUUUGUGAUACCAGUACGUGGUGUGUAGUUCUAAAUAUAUAUAUACACCCAAAGCUUCAUUUACGUACCUUAUAUAUGUAUAUAUGUAUUAAUAUACGUACGUAUGUGUGAAAAUA
Molecule: messenger RNA, 1188 nt
Organism: Malaya genurostris
Lineage: Eukaryota; Metazoa; Arthropoda; Insecta; Diptera; Culicidae
Exons: 1
Coding region: 187-522 (111 amino acids)
Cellular component (GO): centrosome; ciliary basal body
Source: RefSeq, a predicted model, not a curated record